AUGGCAAUGAACUUCGUCACUUUCAACCAAGACUAUAGCUGUCUGGCUGUGGGUACGUCUAGGGGGUUUCGCAUCUACCAUACGGAUCCAUUCUCAAAGAUAUUCAGCAGCGAUGACGGAAAUGUGGCCAUCAUUGAAAUGCUAUUCUCCACCUCGCUGGUCGCCCUCAUACUGUCCCCACGGCAUUUGGUGAUUCAGAAUACAAAACGAUCUUCCAUAAUAUGCGAACUCACAUUCCCAUCGGCGGUCCUCGCCGUGAGACUGAAUCGGAAACGACUUGCGGUGGUCUUGGAGGAAGAAAUUUAUCUUUACGACAUCUCGAAUAUGACCCUACUAUACACGAUUGCGACCUCUCCGAACCCUAAUGCUAUAUGCGCACUUGCUCCUUCGUCAGAAAACUGUUACAUUGCAUACCCUCUACCAAAACCACGGGAGGACUCGGGGGAGAAAAGGCCGUCACAUGCCCCGCCGCUCUCAACAUACGUCGCGCCGACAUCUGGAGAGGUUUUGAUAUUCGAUGCUUUGAAACUAGAAGCCUUGAAUGUUGUGGAAGCCCAUCGCGCCCCAUUAUCCUGCAUAGCUCUCAACAAUGAUGGGACAUUACUCGCAACUGCGUCCGAGACAGGGACAAUCAUCAGAGUCUUUGCUCUGCCGAAAGGCACCAAAUUAUACCAAUUUAGGAGAGGUACCUACCCUUCAACCAUUUACAGCAUGUCCUUCAACCUAAGCUCAACUCUGUUGUGCGUUUCCUCUACUACCGAUACUGUGCAUAUUUUCCGCCUAGGAGGUGUUCCUACUGGGCGGCCCGGGUCAUCGAGGGCUGUGGAUGAACGGUGGGAUCGUUCACGCAGCUUUGACAGUGGUGCUGAGUCUCCCAUUGCGGCUGGUUCCCCGGCCAGCGAGACUACAGAUGCUCCUGGUAGCUCACGGAAAUCUAGGGGCAGCUUUGGAAGCAUGAUUCGGAGAUCAUCUCAGUUGAUGGGGAAAAGCAUGGCUGGAGUGGUGGGUGGAUAUUUGCCCCAAGCGGUCACGGAAAUGUGGGAACCCAUGCGGGACUUUGCCUUCAUCAAGAUCCCCAAAGGCGGGAUGGGAGUGAAUUCGACUGGUGGACCUCUCCGAAGCGUGGUGGCUAUGAGUAGUAGUAGCCCACAGGUCAUGUUGGUUACAAGCGAUGGCGGCUUCUAUGUCUUCAAUAUAGACAUGGAGAAUGGGGGUGAGGGUGUAUUGGUGAAACAAUAUUCUGUUCUAGAGGGUGACGACAAGCUUGAUCAGUCUACAAUAGACUACAGCAAUUAA
This is a messenger RNA of Venustampulla echinocandica, 1296 nucleotides long. Its product is annotated as putative Autophagy-related protein 18. Lineage: Eukaryota; Fungi; Ascomycota; Leotiomycetes; Helotiales; Pleuroascaceae. Gene Ontology annotation, biological process: protein localization to phagophore assembly site; autophagy of mitochondrion; protein lipidation. Gene Ontology annotation, cellular component: phagophore assembly site membrane; cytosol; fungal-type vacuole membrane. The coding region runs from base 1 to 1296 and encodes 431 amino acids. The transcript is spliced from 4 exons. The record is from RefSeq and is a predicted model, not a curated record. Gene Ontology annotation, molecular function: phosphatidylinositol-3-phosphate binding; phosphatidylinositol-3,5-bisphosphate binding; protein binding.